AUGUGUCAGUCAGUCUAUAACGACCGUACAAAAAAGUGGCUGUCUUCCGUUAAUCAACAUCAUUAUCAUCAACUCAAUAUGGCUGAUGCACCAGAAGCAAGUAUUUCAUCAGCAACAGAAUUGCUUGCAGCAGGAAGGCGAAAUCUUGCAGUUAGAGAUUACAAUGCAGCCGCUGAAGCUCUUGCAAAAGCCUGUGAAAUUCUUGCUAAAGAACAUGGUGACACUGCCGAUGAAUGUGCUGAGGCGUACUUAUGGUAUGGUAAAGCUCUUCUAGGACUUUCAAGAGAAGAAAGUGGAGUCCUCGGAGAUGGUGUGCCAGGAACCAGUAAUGGUGAUGAUGAAGAAAGUGAUGACAACAAUGAAGACCAAGAAGAAACUGCUGAAGAAGAUCAGAAUGGACAGAUGGAAACUGAAACAAAACCCAAACCAGAUAAAGAGAAAGAAAAUGCUGAAUAUAUCAGCACUACUGAAGUUGAAGUAAAGAAGAUAGAAGCUGAAUCAACAACUAAAGAUGAUGAACCAAGUAGCAGUUUGUCAAUGAGUAAACCAGAACAGGGCACCUCGAACGGGCAGGCGGCGGAGGAGUGCGAAGCGGAGGAGGUGGACAACCUGCAGCUGGCCUGGGAGAUGCUGGAGCUGGCGCGCGGCAUCCUGGUGCGGCGGGGCGGGGGCGGCGGCGGGGCGCUGCUGGCCGACGCGCUGCUGGCGCUCGGCGAGGUGGCGCUCGAGAGCGAGACCUACGACAAGGCCGUGCUGGACAUGAUGAGCUGCUUGGAGAUUCAGAAGGACCUGUACCCGAGUGACGACAGGCGUAUUGCAGAAACACAUUACCAAAUUGGGCUUGCCAAUUCUCUUGCAUCAAACUUUGAAGAUGCCAUCACACAUUUUAAGAAUGCAGCUAACAUUUUGGAAACGAGAAUCAAAAGUCUUGAAAAUGUUAAUGCUGCAGAAGAUGCAACUGUAAAGAAAUACUCAUCAUCUGACCCAUUGUAUUCAAUUGAAGGAGAGAUCAAGGAGUUGAAGGAAUUACUACCAGAAAUACAUGAAAAAAUUCAAGAUAUGAUGGAUUAUAAAGCAGAGGUAAGACCAUGUGAUUGCCUUGAGGAUACCAGGAGAAUGCUGCGAGGUCUCAUUCUUAAGGAGCGGGAACGUUCCUCUGUUAUUGUUCAAAUA
Molecule: messenger RNA, 1173 nt
Organism: Iphiclides podalirius (scarce swallowtail)
Lineage: Eukaryota; Metazoa; Arthropoda; Insecta; Lepidoptera; Papilionidae
Source: the annotation of a GenBank genome assembly